Eleginops maclovinus (Patagonian blennie) is the source of this 2988-nucleotide messenger RNA. It is a transcript of the gene castor2, whose product is annotated as cytosolic arginine sensor for mTORC1 subunit 2. Lineage: Eukaryota; Metazoa; Chordata; Actinopteri; Perciformes; Eleginopidae. The record is from RefSeq and is a predicted model, not a curated record. The transcript is spliced from 9 exons. Bases 219 to 1205 code for a protein of 328 amino acids. Gene Ontology annotation, biological process: negative regulation of TORC1 signaling.
GUUGCAGGUUUUGACAGCAGGUCCGUUUUUACCUCUUUGCUUUCUUUAAACCACCCUGCCUCGCUUUUCUUUCUCUAUUUAAUACACCUUUUCCGCUGCCGUGUGUGUGUGUAUGCGUGUGUGUAUUUAUUUAUUUAUGCAUCUCAUUUGAAAGUGUCUAGGUUUUUGUUAUUUGUACAUUUUUUUUUAGUCGCUCCUCAAAUGAGAAGACGUAAAAGAUGGAGCUUCAUAUUUUAGAGCACAGCUUGAAAGUGGCGAGUAUAGAAAAAGAGGGGAUCCAGAUUUGCACUCAUGGAUUAAUCAAACUCGCUUUCCUGGCCUCCAAAACAAGAUGUAAGUUCUUCAGCCUGACGGAGACCCCGGAGGAUUACACUAUCAUCGUGGAUGAGGAGGGCUUCAAAGAGCUGCCUCAGUCGGAGUACAUCAGUGUCGCGGACGCUACGUGGUUAGCUCUUAACGUGGUGUCCGGGGGGGGCAACGCCUCCAACUCGCAGCCCAUCGGAGUCACAAAGAUCGCCAAAUCAGUCAUCGCUCCGCUGGCCGACCACAACAUCUCCGUCUUCAUGCUGUCCACCUACCAGACCGACUUCAUCCUGGUGCGGGAGCGGGAUCUGCCUCUGGUGAUGCACACGCUGUCUUCCGAGUUCACUCUGCUGCGGGUCGUCAACGGAGAGACGGUGGCUGUGCACGACCUGGGAGUCACCAACGGCUUCGUCAAACCCAAACUGGUGCCCCGGCCCAUCAUCCACCCUCUCUCCAGCCCCAGCAACAUGUUCUGUGUGACGAGCCUGGACCCCGACACGCUGCCCUCUGUGGCCACGCUGCUCAUGGACGUCAUGUUCUACUCCUCAGGGCCAAAGGAGCCCGGGGCCUGCAGCGAGGACUCGAACCACAUCCGCUUCUUCUCCUUCUCCCUGAUCGAGGGCUACAUCUCUCUGGUCAUGGACGAGCAGACCACUCAAAGGUUUCCAAACAAUGUCCUCUUCACCAGUGCUUCUGGGGAGCUUUGGAAAAUGGUGCGAAUCGGAGGACAACCUUUGGGAUUCGACGAGUGCGGCAUCGUGGCUCAAAUAUCUGAACCUCUGGCAACGGCUGACAUUCCUGCUUACUACAUUAGUACUUUCAAGUUUGACCACGCCCUGGUUCCUGAAGAGAACAUCCAAAGUGUGAUUGGAGCUCUGCGGACCAAGAGCACGGCACAGUGAAGGAAACCAGUGGAAGUUAAAAAAAAAAAAACGAUUUCAAGUCAUUUCGUUCAAACGUUUAUCCAAAAAGUGCCCGGAGCUGAUCAGCGGACUUCUGAUGAUCGCCUCCGAAAAGGAAGGAACCGGAAGCGUCAGACGGAGGAGAUGAUGGUGUAAGAGAUGCCUUUGUUACUCGGCCAAUUUCUUUAAACCCUCUCCUCCCUUUAUUCCCUCCCCCGGCACAGGAAACACUCCCUUUAGUUUACCAGACUGAACAGUUCUCCCUCUCUCUGAAGCUGCUUCUUCAUGAGCGCCAUACUGUAUUAGUUACUCUCGUGGAAAACAUUACGAAUGUACUAAAUAUUUGAUAUUUCAUCAAAGCUUUCAAUAUUUGAAUCUUUUGUUUCCCACAAAAGAUCAUUUCUCAGUGCCAUGAUGUUUGAAUGCCUAAACAGAUGCCUUUGUCAGAAUACUUUACAUGUGUGCAAUUCUAGGAGACAAUUUUCUGAUCGAUGACACAGCGGCCGGUCGAGAAAUACGGUGUGCUUUUUCGUUGUUGCUUUUAGUAGCUGAACAUCUUUUAAUCGCAGCGAUGAUUUUACUGAUUGAGUCUUUUGUUUAGAUUUAGAUUCUGGGUCUGAUGGACAUGAAGUGAGUCCAAGGCCUUGUUGAGGAAGUGAUCAUUUUGGCAUUUUUUGAAAAACAGUAAUAUGCAGUCACACUGUGAGCAGCCUGGUCGAUGGGUCACUCCAAAUGAGCAGAUUUUAUCCCCAUAUUUAAAAUGUGGAAUUAUGAAAAUGUAAUUAACAGGGAAAUAUUUGAUUUAAGUUUAAAAAAAAGACAAAUAUUUUCACGAUAGAGAUUCUGAAAUUAAAGAGCUUUUGGGCUUUUGAGUGGACAAACUAAAGAAGCUAUGUUUUGCCUCUGAAAAAAACACUGUUCAGAGACAUGUCUGUUUUUCAGAGACAUUGAAAGUCUAAAACCUUACUGAUGUUUACCUGAAUUUUCAUAUUUGAAAAUCCAAGAGGUUUAAUUUGCUGUAUUUAAUUUUAAAACUAAUUAAAUAUAUAAACCUGAUUCUCUCAAUUAUUCAUUACGAAAUGUUAUAAUGUGUCAUGAUGACCUUACAGACGUUCACUGGUACCAGUUAAAAAGAGAGGCCUGGAUGUUUAAUCCCUUCUCUAUAGUGCUUUGUUACCUCUCACAUGUUGCUCGCAGUGUGACCCCGCAUUGAACCCGGUGAUAUAAAGUGCAAUGAUAAGAAAUGUUUUGCAUCUACAGUAGAGAUAAAUUACUGAGGCACUUUGACAAUGUACUAGAAUAAUGACAUAAACAUAAGCUAUGGUUCACCGGGGAAGGAGCCCUGGCGGCCAUGUUGGUGUCUUGUCGUUUUUACAACUCCAGUUUAGAUUCAACCACGCCCACUUCUGCAUGACGAAAGCAUCGGCGUCAGAGCGGCGUUUUCGUCCCACAAAAUAUGAACGUAACAGCUACUGCAGUGUCCUUUUCAAAGUAGAUAGCUGAGUAAACGUUAUUUAAUCUACCAAUAUUAACUCCCCAUGGAUUUAAGAUGGAUUUUGUUGUCAUUUAUUUUAUUUAAAUGUUUUAUUUCUUAAAUGUUUUAAUUAUUAUUGUUAUUGUACUUUGACAUAUACAUUCUUAAAAUGUCCCACUACAGAUUGACGUUAUGUCAUCUUGAAGUUAAGAUGUAUUGAUAUAAUGCAAGAUAAUGAUGAUCAGUAAGAUAACAAUAAAUCUAGUAUAUACAGUGGGGCAAAAAAGUAUUUAGUCAGCCACCAAUUGU